CCAACUAAUUAGACUAAUCAAGAUCCCCAUUAAUUUGCUGCCAAAUCAAGAAAAAAGAUGAAUAGGAGGCAGCAAAGGGCAUUCAAAUUGUUGUUUUGGUUUAUGGGAAUCUGUCUUACAUGUUAUCUUGCAGGACCACCUUUGUUUUGGGCACUCAACGACACUCUUAGUUCUGUUUCUUCUUCUUGUCCUCCUUGUCAUUGUGAUUGUUCUCUUCAACCCCUUCUUUCAAUCCCAGAAGGAUUGAGCAACAAUUCUAUUUUAGAUUGCAUGAGGCAAGAUCCAGAGGUGAGUGAAGAAGCUGGGAAGAGUUUCACAGAUCUUUUAUCAGAAGAAUUAAAGCAAAAGGAAGCUGAAGCUGAGGAAAAACAAAGAUAUGCUGAUAUAUUACUUUUAGAGUCUAAGAAAAUAGCAUCACAGUAUCAAAAGGAAGCUGAUAAAUGCAAUUCAGGGAUGGAGACAUGUGAAGGAGCUAGGGAAAGAGCUGAAACAGCACUUCAAAAUCAGAUGAAAGAAACUGCUUUGUGGGAACUUAGAGCUCGCCAAAGAGGAUGGAAACCUUCAGCAAAGAAAGCUCUAGACAAUUUUUAAACAAUGAGUAUCACUUAUUCCUCGGUACUUAAUUUUUCUUACAUUCAUUGAUUUUUUAUUUUAU
Trifolium pratense (red clover) is the source of this 655-nucleotide messenger RNA. RefSeq lists its product as uncharacterized. NCBI's taxonomy places the organism in Eukaryota, Viridiplantae, Streptophyta, Magnoliopsida, Fabales, Fabaceae. The transcript has 3 exons. The record is from RefSeq and is a predicted model, not a curated record. Bases 58 to 591 code for a protein of 177 amino acids.